GUUUGUGCGUUGAAGGGAAAGCGUAAUAACGCCUCCUGAUAUCGAUAUCGAUAUCAUAUCACAAAAAACAAUAAACCAAAAAAGAAACGCUAAAAACUAGUAGUUUUGUGUGCCAGGAAAACGGAAAGGUGGACAUAGUUAAGUUACCACAACAACCGACGGAUAUCGACUCCAGACACCACAUCGCCCAGCGCCACCAUGGACAUCAUGGAUAUCCAGGCCGUAGAGUCCAAGCUGAGUGACGUCACGGUGACACCGAUACCGCGCAGCCAAGUGCAGAAUUUCUACAAUUACCAGCAGCAGCGGGAGCAGCGCGAGCAGCAGCCCCAAAUCCAGAUAUCGGCCAUCCACCACUCGCGUGGAUCCGUUGGCGGAGGAGGCGGAUCCAACUCAUCCAACGCUGCCACCGACUACUCCACGAGCAGCGGUGGCAAGCGGGAGCGGGACCGCUCCUCCGCCAGCGACUACAGCAGCUCGUCCAGCAAGCAGAGCUCCGCUGCAGCGGCCAAUGCAGCAGCAGCUGCCGCCGCCGUCGCUGCCCUCCAAUACUCCCCGCAGUUCCUCCAGGCCCAGCUGGCGCUACUCCAGCAGCAGUCGAACACGACGGCCACGCCGGCAGCCGUCGCCGCUGCGGCCCUCUCGCUGGCCAACAUGUGCUCCAGCAAUGGUGGUCAGCGGAAUUCCGGUGCCGGCGUUUCCUCCACCUCCUCUGGCAGCAAUGGCCAGAGCAUGGGCCUGAAUCUGAGCUCAUCGCAGCUAAAGUACCCGCCACCCUCCACCUCGCCCGUGGUGGUGACCACCCAAACUUCGGCCAAUAUCACCACGCCGCUGACCUCCACGGCCAGCCUGCCCUCAGUGGGCCCGGGCAAUGGGCUGACCAAGUACGCCCAGCUGCUGGCCGUCAUUGAGGAGAUGGGCCGCGAUAUCCGGCCCACGUACACGGGCUCGCGCAGCUCCACGGAGCGUCUCAAGCGGGGCAUUGUCCAUGCCCGCAUCCUGGUGCGCGAAUGCCUCAUGGAAACGGAGCGUGCGGCGCGCCAAUGAGAGGAGGAGUCGCUGGCGCCGCAGCUGGCGACCCCGGAGUGAAAUGGACCAGGAGGCGAGGAUCGGCCUCAUCUAGGUUAAUUACCCCCAAACAAAAAAAACAAAAAAAAACACGGACAUAUAGCAAACGCAAAGAUCCAUUUUGUCCCAAUUAAGCAUUAAAGUGUAGCAAUUUGUACUAACUUGUAAGCCCACAUCAACUUAAUGGCCCUCGGGCCGCCGGACCAUAGUUAAAGAAUGUUUAGACUAGCUCAGGUUACAAUCGGUUAAAUCGACAAUGCUACAAGUAUAGCUGCAGCCCAAGUUAUUGGACUUGUGUAUCUCUACCGUAUACCCAUUAAUUUGUAUCCGUUAAUGCAAGACCCAGUUGCUCCUGUGUCUGCGUUAGUGAAUGCAAUCAAUUACGAGUAUCUAAUGGCAACCGCCGUCGAGGAUUUGCAGAUACAAAUGCAGAUGCAGAUACGGAUGUAUCUGGACAGGAUUUGUGCGAGUUUGUCACUGCCGGAUAAAGCUGCUCCUCGUUAUUUUAGAGAACUAUACAAAUGCAGAUAUGUAGAUGUAGUUAAGCAGAGAUAUAUGUAUACAUAUAUACUUGUUAUGCAAGCGAACAGUGUGCAUGUCCAAGUGAAUGGUGAAUUAGUGGCAAUUGACACGAGAAUAUUUAUAUAUGUAUACACAUUAUUUACUAUAUGUAUGAGAGCAAAUACGACUAAGUUCAAGCAUGUAUACCAAACCGAAACCGAAAUCGAAAUCGAAAUAAAUGCGCUAUUUUGGUUUUUGUAAACGC
Drosophila melanogaster (fruit fly) is the source of this 1831-nucleotide messenger RNA. It is a transcript of the gene CDK2AP1, whose product is annotated as CDK2-associated protein 1. The transcript has a single exon. Gene Ontology annotation, cellular component: nucleus. Lineage: Eukaryota; Metazoa; Arthropoda; Insecta; Diptera; Drosophilidae. Bases 199 to 1044 code for a protein of 281 amino acids. The record is from RefSeq and is marked reviewed.